AGGAUAUACUGAACGUUGAUUGUCUAUAAAAAUUUGUUUAUUCCAAAAGUGCUGACGUCGUACCAAUCUUACAAUUCAGUUAUACCAACUAAUAAGGCAUUAAAAUCUAUCGAGAGUUGAAAUACCGCCUGAAGGUUUAAAUAAAAUAUCCUUUGUUUCGUUUCUUCGCUUGAAAAGAAAAACAUAAACCUAAAAUAUAAUAAAAAUUUUGUUUGAAAGUUUGAAUUAUUUUAUCAAUAUGCGCAACGUUGAGAUAAAAGCAUUUUUACGUAAUCCGGAUUUUGUUAAGGCCAAAGCUAAAGAAUUAUCGAAUUCAGAGCCUGAAAUAAUUAAACAAACGGAUACUUUCUAUGUGGUACCACGUGGUCGCCUUAAAUUACGUGUAUUUUCCGAUGAUUCCGGUGAAUUAAUUUAUUAUGAACGUACAGAUGCUAAGGGACCAAAACUUAGUGAAUAUACAAAAAUUUCAUUUAGUGAUAAAUCAAAGUGUGAUGGAAUUAAUGAUCUUUUGAGUAGAAGCAAUGGUAAACUAGGAGUUGUUGAAAAAAUUCGAUUAUUGUUCGUCGUUGGACAAUCACGGAUUCAUAUUGAUAAAGUUGAUGAGUUGGGAGAUUACAUGGAAAUUGAAGUUGUUUUGGAUGACAAUCAAGACAUUGAAAUUGGAGAAAAAAUAAGUAAUGAUUUAAUGAAAGAAUUAGGAAUUGCGACUGAUGAUUUAGUAUCUGAAGCGUAUAUUGAUUUGUUAUUAAGAAAUAAAACAAGUUAAUUGCUCAUUAUUGUAUUUUUUGAAUACAAUAAAUUGUUUAUGAAAGUAUCAAUAAAUUUUUUAAAAAGUGCUUUCUUUGGUAAUAAAUCAUCAACUUUGAUUUUGAAAAUUUUCAGAACAGCCAAAGAAUAAAUUUUGGAUAUUUCUUUUAGAUUAAUGACUUUAUUAUUUAAUUUUCAUGACAAGCAUCCUUAAAAAUACAAAAAAACUUGGUUGCAGUAAAUUUGUCGCCAACUUAUCUUCAACGUGACUCUUAGGGUCAAUAUAAUGAAAUUACGGUUUUCAAUUGAAAAUUUAAAUUUCACAAGUAUUAUGAUCUUUCAAAUAUAUUUACGGUGCUAUAAAUGAAAACAGAGACCAAAAGUUAAAAGAUACCUGCAGUAUGGAUUGCUUGUAAUUAUCGUAGGAGUGUCAGUCAAUUGUCUGAUGAUGAUAAAAGUGAAAUCUAUUGUAUACCUACUUCCGCAGUAAUGAAUCUUUUGUAUACCUACAAACAAUAGUGAUAUUAGUUUGGAAUUACGUUAGAAUGACGUUUAAAUACAGCGCCGAAAUACCCGAUUUAAAAAAUUAUAAUUUUAAGAAAUUCUGAUUCUUAAAAUUAAGAGCGGAUUAUAUAUUUAAAUUUAUUAACUAGAAAGUAAUAAGCUCAAAAAUAUUAUAUGUAAAAGUUAUUUUUUUUUUUUUUUAGAAUAUUUAACUUAUGAUGACAAUUUUAACUGAAUGUUUAAUACUUUUUUUCUUAUUUUAAUAUUAAAAACUAACAACGUUACAACAACGGUUUUGAAUUUAGUUUCUAGAUAGUGGAAUUAUUAUCAAUUCUUUUUUUUUGUUUUUUUUUAGUCUAUUAUAAAUUUAAAAAUAAUUACGUGUAACGGAUCAGUAUGAAAAAAAAAAAAAAAUUCAUAGCGUAGUAUAUAGACAAGACAUCGAGUAAAUGAACGCGCUUAUUACUGAAUGAGUGGAAGGUCGUUAAACGUAAUAUUUUAUUCUAUUACUGAUAUUAAAAAAAUAAAAAAUGUUAUUCAUAGUGUUAUUGCUAAUAUUUCUUUAUUUGUUCUAAAGAU
Messenger RNA from Microplitis mediator, 1830 nucleotides. RefSeq lists its product as uncharacterized. Bases 239 to 766 code for a protein of 175 amino acids. Lineage: Eukaryota; Metazoa; Arthropoda; Insecta; Hymenoptera; Braconidae. The record is from RefSeq and is a predicted model, not a curated record. The transcript has 3 exons.